Messenger RNA from Parasteatoda tepidariorum (common house spider), 1328 nucleotides. RefSeq lists its product as uncharacterized. Lineage: Eukaryota; Metazoa; Arthropoda; Arachnida; Araneae; Theridiidae. The record is from RefSeq and is a predicted model, not a curated record.
UAAUUACCAUCAUGACUCCAAAUUUCAUUUCAUUUUAAAAACUAAAACUUUAUUCACACAGCUUUUAUUCUGUGUGUGAUUCGAAAUGUUUGUGUUCGACAAAUUUGAGAAUGUUUGAGGAUAAUCGGCCCUUGGAGACUGAGGACAAGAAAUCUUUAAUUUAUUCUGAGAAUUCUAUAAGUGAUGACGAAUUAAAACGGAAAGGAGGAAUGUUCGAUGAUAAUCUUCCCUCGAAAACUGAAGAAAGUAAUUUUUUAUUUUAUUCUCCAACUUCUAUAAGUGAUGAUGAAUUAAAACAGAAAGGAGGCAAAUGGUUAUUGUUUGCUCAUAACGAUCUGAGAGAAUUGGAUCGGAGAUGGGUUGUGAUGCAAAAUUUAUGCAAUAAUGGAACUCUAGCUGCAAUUAAAUCAUCCACCAUAGCCUGUUCUGAUGUUCCGCAAGUAACUGUUUGCUACACCACUGAUCCUAACAAUCAAGAAGAGGUUAAAUACGCAGCAGAUGAAAUCAGAACAUUAGUAGACUAUAAAUUUUCAAUGUAUUAUAAGGCUUCUAAAUUAUCUACGGGACUAAAUGGAGAAUUGGAGAAAAAGGAAAUGUACUUGUAUGAACACACAGUGAACGGAGAGUUCUACAGAAAAGACAUGGAUCAUUUAAAGCCUUCAACCAUAUUUUGGAAACCUCACAUUACCUUUAACGGUACUUCUGGGAAAACCGAAGGAGGGCAAAAAUGUGGAACACAGAAAAUAACAUUCACUGAAGAAACGAUGAAAAAGAGAGGCAGAUGGACAUUGCAUUCUUUCGGUGACUUGAAUCAAAUCGAUCAUAGAUGGGAGGUGUUGCAAAGCUUGUGUGAGAGUGGCGUAGUUACGUCCAUUGUAUCAUCAACAGGUGCUGGCAAUCCGAAAGAAGGUGUAACAAGAUGCUUCACUUCUGACUUUGAAAAUACAGAAGAAGUGAAAAAAGCAGCAAAAGAAAUAAGGAAUUUAAUAGAUUAUGAGUAUGUGAUGUACUAUGCAACGCCUGGAAAAGCGACAAAAUGUGGCAUUGAAGUGAUGUAUAAUACUAGAUACAUGUAUACUGUGAAAGGAGGCUUUUAUGGAAAAGAUAAAUACAUGAGAUGGAUUAGUCUGAUGACGUAAUAUUGAAAAUAGUGGGUAUUUUUGAUAUAAAUAAACAAAAAUAAUUAUUCUUAUUCAGAUAUUAGAUACAGUUUUAAUCUGAUUAAAUACAUCUGAAAUGUUCAAUGCUUUAAUUACUUAUUUGUACAGUUAGACAAUUAGUGUAUUAUUUUCCCUGUAUUAAACAAAUGUCGAAGACCUUUAUGAAUU